UCAAGUAAAAGAAUCCUAACCCUUUUAUCCUCUAUAAAACUAUAACAAGAAUUUGAUCACAGCUAUCUCCAAACUCAUCAGUUCCUUUACAAUGGCUAAUAGUGUUUCCACCCAACCACCGGCUGCAGCCACGCCAGGCCACUCAAGUCUGCUUCGAGUCAUAGCUAUGGUGAUACUAGCCCUGAUAGUCCUUAUGGGUCUAGCUGUGCUAAUCACUUGGCUAAUAAUCAAGCCUAAACAGCUCGUUUACACCAUUGAAAAUGGCACAGUGAGUAACUUCAACCUCAACUACAACCACCUCAAUGCUUCAUUUGAUUUUAAGAUUACGGUUCAUAACCCUAAUAGAAGAGUGUCUGUAUACUAUGAUUCCUUUGAUGUUUCUUUAUCUUAUGAUGAUCAAACCAUUGCUUUCAAUACCCUUGAGCCAUUUCAUCAACCCAGAAGAAAUGUGACUCAGCUAGAGACAAAGGUUGAAGCUAGAGAUGCUGCAUUGUCUGGUGGCUUGUCUAAAGACUUGAGACACGAGAAACAAUCAGGCAAGAUUCAGUUAGAUGUCAGGAUUAAGGCAAGGAUUCGGUUUAAGGUUGGAAUAUGGAAGACCAAGCAUCGAACUCUUAGAGUUUUGUGUCCUUCUGUGAUUGCUCACUUCUCCUCUUCAAAGAUUUCUCAGAGGACUUACUGUGAUAUAGAUUACUGAAGUGUCAAUUUGAUUUAUUUAUAGGGAUGACUCUUAGUUAGGUUCUUGAUUAUCUAUUCUAUCUUUGUGUUUGUCUUCUUUGAUUUCUUUUUAUAUCUGUUUUUUCUUGAUAUUGGUGACUUGAUUUUAUUAUUUUUCUUACUUUUUUUUUUAUAAAUUUGGUGUGAGUUUCUUAUAUGGCUAUUGCGUUUCUUGUAUUAAAAGGGAUUGAUUUUUGUGUAUUUAAAUAUAAUUAAGGUGUUGUCAUCA
This is a messenger RNA of Manihot esculenta (cassava), 946 nucleotides long. RefSeq lists its product as uncharacterized. Gene Ontology annotation, biological process: defense response to other organism. The transcript has a single exon. The coding region runs from base 92 to 697 and encodes 201 amino acids. Lineage: Eukaryota; Viridiplantae; Streptophyta; Magnoliopsida; Malpighiales; Euphorbiaceae. The record is from RefSeq and is a predicted model, not a curated record.